GUGGUUGGUUGGUGACAAUAGUUUGAAAAGGAUUCGCAAAUCCUUGUAUUCUGUUUUUAUUUACGAUGCACACAACGUGCCAACUUCACCGGUUUUGGGUUUUGCAGAAUUUUGAGGACAAAAAUGAAUUCAUUCCAUUUUGGAGUAAGACCGUAACAUAACGAAAUGUGGAAAAAGUGAAGCGCUGUGAAUACUUCCGGGAUCAUACAUGACAACACAACAUAGACCUGCCUCUCCUGUGUGAGUGCUGCAGGGCACGGCCUGUGAGGUUACCGUGGCAACCAAGCCCCUCCCUUUGUCUUGCGGGGGAGGUGUUUUGAAAGUUGAGUGCGUGUGUGAGAGAGACACGGAGAAUUGGGCGUGGGUGCUCGGUAGUCAAGUCAAAGAAGCGCGACACCCAAAGUUCACUCCACGGGGGGACUCGUCUGUGAGAGCCAGGUAACGCCGUAAUUUGCGCUUUUUGUGCGUGUGACUAAAGCACCUGUGAGCCAUGGAAGGAGAGGCACCUCACGCCGAGGCAUCCCAGGCGGAGCCCGGCAGCGUGUCGGGCAGCACACGCACCGAGAACACGGAGCUCCUUAUCCCGGGUUGCAGCACGCCGUCCUCGCCCAGCCCGGGAAGCACUCUCUCCCGACUGGGCUUAAAAAGUCCCACUAGCCCCACCGCCCCCGCCAGCCCCGGGGCCGGCGGCCCGGUGAGCCCCGGCGGCCCGGUGAGCGCCAUCACCGUGGUGGCCCUGCUGGAUAAGCUGGUCAACAUGAUGGAGGCGGUGCAGGACAACCAGCAGCGUAUGGAGCAGCGGCAGGCCGACCUGGAGGGCGCCGUGCGGGUCGUGCAGGGCGACGUGACUCGCCUGUCCAAGGCGCACAUGGGCACCUCCAACUGCGUCAGCAAGCUCCUGGAGCGCUCCCGCAAGAUGGGCGGCCACCUGAAGGAGGUGCGGGAUCGUCUGGACAGGCAGGCCGGGCAGGUGAAGAAGCUGGAGGCCAACCACAGCCACCUGCUCAAGAGGAACCACUUCAAAGUCAUCAUUUCCCAGGAGGACAAUGAGAUCCCUACCAGUGUGUUGGUUAAGGAUUCCUUCAGGACCCCCCAACCAAGCCUGUAUGAUGCAGAAUCUACCCUGCCAAAUAUGUCGGUUGCCAGCUCUGUUGAUGGCAUCCAUACACAGGAUGAAUGUCUCCAGACCAUCAGCCUUUCGUCGGAUGACGAUGAGGAUCAGGGAAGCAUGUUCGAUUCAGGGGCUGCGGGUACUUCCCAAUCGUUUGAGAGAAGGUCCGACAAGUUUAAGCGAUCCAGUCUGAAAAAGGUCGACAGUAUUAAGAAGGCCUUCUCACGCCAGAGCAUUGAGAAAAAGAUGGCCCAGAUCACCACCAAGAUUGUUCCCCCAGAAAAGCGGGACAAAAUCAUGAAGAGUCUCAGUCCGACACACUCCAAGAGUCCUACCAAAGGCCCUUUAUUGAAGGGGUCUCCCAUAACAUUAAAUGCCAAGAAAACCAGAGAUGGCGAGGGUCCCUCACAAGACCUGGCCUCAGGGGGAGAAGCGCAUGUGGAGAUUCCUCCACUGGAAUGCUUAGAUAGAGAACCCCCUUUGGCUGAGGUGCACCCCCAGGAAGGUGUCGGGCAGAAGAGUGGGGAAAUGCUGAAUCAGUCCAUCUUGGACACCAUGAAAGCAGAUCUGUCAAUCAAUGGAGAAGCACCAAGCAUCCAGUGCGAAUUAAACGGAAAUCGUUCGGCUGGUCUCGCAGUCCCAGAGCGUGAUGAUGAUGUUGGUGAGGAUGAAGAAGAGGAAGGAGAAGACGACGACCACAAAAGCGAAGUCAAGACAGCAGUAAAUGUGCAGACUCCUACGACAACGGUUUCUGUGGAGCAAGCCUCUUAAUGUUUUAGGGUUGACCGUCACCAUUCUUCGAUAUUAGAUAUUCUCAUGUACACACAUUGAUACACAGUAGACAACUAUCCAUACAUUCAAAGUUGUUUGACUAUGGAUGUUCUCAUUCAUGCAGGUCAUUGUAUUCUCGACGCAUUCAAUUGAUCGCACCUCGACUGUUUGUUUUCUCUUGAGAGAGGUUUCGCCUCUCAUCCAAGUAGGCUUCAUCAGUUCAUACUCCUAGACUUAGGUUGGUCAGUCACUAGUCUGACCAAUCUAAGUCUAAGACUAGAUCUGACCAAUCUAAGUCUAUGAGCAGGAACUGAUUAAACGUACUUGGAUGCGAGGCGAAGCAUCUUCUGAGACAGUCCAGUUGCAAUCAAUUGAAUGCUCUGAGAAUUCAAAGUUGUUUUUCUAUGGAUGUUCUCAUUCAUCCAGGUCAUUGUAUUCUCAGGGCAUUCAAUCGAUCGCAACUGGACUGGUAUCUCUUGGAAGAGGUUUCGCCUCUCAUCCAAGUAUGCUUCAUCAGUUCAUGUUCAUAGAAUUAGAUUGGUUAGAAUCAAAUUCUGACCAAUCUAAGACUAGAUCUAUGUCUAUGAGCAUGAACUGAUGAAACCCUUGGAUGAGAGGCGAAGCAACUUCUAAGACAGUCCAGUUGCGAUCAGUUGCCCUGAGAAUUGAAAGUUGUUCUGUUCAAUGGUAGUCCAACAUUCCUGCAACAAUGCUUUUGACAAUCACCGGCGUGGUCUAAAGGACUUGACACAGACUGCAGUAACUUAGACGUCUUAAAACACUGCUCACAAUUUCAGUAGGAGCAUCUCCAGGGCAGUGGUCCAACUAUCUCCCUCUCGUCUGCCUCUCCUGUUGGAUGUGAAAAACAGCCUCUUUGUGCUCCUUCUUUUUUUUUGAUUGUGAAAACGAGUAAAUCUUGGGCAACAACACGGCCUGUUGAGGUGACCGUGUUGCCAGGAUGUGCAAGAGCAGGAAUGGGGAGUUUGGGUAGUUGACAUGUUUUAGAGUUGUUUUAUCGUGAACUACAGUACAGAUGUUUUUGCACAGUUUCCAAAAUCUGGCUUGAAACCUUACUAACCAGUUACUACAGUUUAUGUAUUUCACUGUCAUGUAAUCCAGGUAAAAUAAGUGUGUCGAAACGUUUCCCUCUAGGGCCACAAACAGGAAAUUGUACAUUUAAAAAAUCUGAUGUAGGUCAAUAUAUUCUAAGCUAAAUGAACAAAACAUCUAUAUUCGCUUUGUGUUACAGCUACAAAGCAAAUUAGUCAAAUAUAUCUAAUUAUUAAUGAAUUGACUUAUAUUUUUCCCGAAUAUGCAGAGUUAAUAAAUGUAUUUAUUUGCGCUAGUCAGCCACGAAUAAAUUACAAAUACUAGGUAUGAUACAUGCUGUGGCUCUGGGGUCACACUUUAGUCUUAUGUAUGAUUCAAAAAAUAUCUAAUAAU
This is a messenger RNA of Entelurus aequoreus (snake pipefish), 3325 nucleotides long. Its product is annotated as caveolae-associated protein 2-like. NCBI's taxonomy places the organism in Eukaryota, Metazoa, Chordata, Actinopteri, Syngnathiformes, Syngnathidae. Gene Ontology annotation, molecular function: protein kinase C binding. The coding region runs from base 491 to 1882 and encodes 463 amino acids. The record is from RefSeq and is a predicted model, not a curated record. Gene Ontology annotation, cellular component: cytoplasm; caveola. The transcript is spliced from 2 exons.